Haliotis rubra (blacklip abalone) is the source of this 3156-nucleotide messenger RNA. RefSeq lists its product as uncharacterized. The transcript is spliced from 2 exons. The coding region runs from base 259 to 1326 and encodes 355 amino acids. The record is from RefSeq and is a predicted model, not a curated record. NCBI's taxonomy places the organism in Eukaryota, Metazoa, Mollusca, Gastropoda, Lepetellida, Haliotidae.
UAUCGGACUAAUGCUAUUAUAGUCUCCGUCGGAUACAGUUGUAUUCGUUGUAGGAUUGUGGUGUGGGGCACUGAGUGGUCAUGUCACAAAUGGACCCAGACAGUUCUACUUUGUGAUUCCUGAUGUUUGUGAGGGUAUUGUUGGAUAUAAAUCAUGGACCGGGUUUCUUGAUAUUUUGACCUUAGCAGAUGCCUGUGGUGAUGUCCAUUCUAGGCUGACGUCCUAGAGAGGAGAUCAAGCCCUAGAGCACAGUCUCCUAUGUCCAUCCGUCUGUCCGUCCACAGACCCGAGUUGACCAUGCCUGUCCUCACUGAGUCCUCCCAAAGACCAGCCUGCAUGCCCGGAUCUAAGGACGAAUGCUUCCUGCCACGAAUCUCACAACGAGGCUCCUGCUCUGACUCCGACUCAGUUGUUGAAUGCAGAAGAGGAGCAAUUGCCCGAGUUCCGCCCAGUGCUGCUACGUCUGUGUCCAGUAGUCCAGUCAAGCUACCAGCCAUAUCCGGGAAGGCAAAGUCCAAUAGUGUUUCCAGUCUUUCCAAUGGGAUGUCUCCUACCCGGAGAGAGGACCAGAGAUCCAAUCUGUGCCGCUCUCCGAGCUGUCCCUCCAACCUGGGAUUCUGGUACGAUCGUGACGGGGAUACUGAGACACCAACUCCGGUUGACAACGGUUAUUCAUACCCAGUCUCUCAAAUUUCGAAAAGAGAUUCUGGAGAUUUGAAGUUACCGAACAUCAAAGAUCGGAAUUCAAUGUGUAGUGGAGCAAGCCAGAUCACUGUCCGGAGUCUGGCCACUCAGAGAAGUCCGACAAAGUUGAACCGAGAUAUCAGUCCUCACACUUGUAGACGGGACACGUCUGUAUCUCUCUCCCUCAAUCGGGACGUCACAAAGGACAUACCCACUCCUCGAGCUGAAAACGUACUUGACAGUCAAAGGUCAAACACCCAAAGUGCACUUUUACUUCCCAUUCGGAAUUCGGAAUCCAGGUUGUCUCUCAAAGGCAAAAGGAAAAAGAAGAAAAAACAAGGUUCUCGUCAGAACACCGAUGUCAGUAUUAACUCCGAGAACACUGUGGUUGGGUCGGGGGCUUCCGAGAAUUUCGAACAAAUCAAAACCAAGAUGGAAGCCAUUGAUGCACGCGGAUAUUUCUCCGACGCCGAGGAAUCGGGGAUGAGUGACGAACGAUUCAUUACCAAAGUCAAGGAAGAGAACCAUGUAUCAAAAGGCAAGGAGGGUGUUGUCAAAGUCAACAAGCGUCAUAAGCUAAAGAAAAGGAUGACGGAUAACAACUUGUACUUUGAGCGGGAGUUAACGCAGGUGAAUGCAUGACUUCAAUACUUGCAAUGAUUAACCUAACCAAGGACAAAAGUGUUUGCUCAAAUAUGUACAUGUGUAUAUAUGGCUUUAAGAGUCGGUUCAGGACGUGGCGACUGUACAAAGAUAACUUUAGUUGUGUUUUAAAAUCAAACGUUUUCGAGAAAGUGCUUCUGUUCUAUAUUGUUUACCUCAAUGUAGAAGAUAAUCAAAUAUGAGAAACGCGUGUUUCUAUGCUCAUACCAAGGCUGUGAUAGAUGCAGAUAUUUGUAUAUAAGGAUGUUGUGACGAUAUAUGUACCUACUUUGUCAUGCGUUCCGUACUAUAGAGACAAUGAAUACAAUGUUACACGUGUAUUGCCCAGUAUGUGUGAGAUGUGUGUUAUUUAUAACAGAGCAACUGGUACGGUGUAAUUCAUUUAAUUUAUAUUCCAGUACCCGCACCCAGCUCAGCUACAGAAUACUUCAGUAACGAAUGUUUGGUUGGCUUAAUGGUCAAUGCGUUCACACGAAACCAGUUUCAUUUGUAACAUUGGUAAAUUGUGACAAAUUUAUGUUGGUUUCCACCGUAAUGAUACCAAACGUACUCACAUUUAAAUCAAGCUAAUUUGGUACGCGGAUAGGGUAAUUACUAAAGGAACGAUACAUAAUAGAGCUUUAACAACAUGAAAAACAUUCCAAAUCAUAAUAGAGUUUUCUUGGAUCAUGUAAGGAGUUUACAUUUAUACAACAAUUGCAAACCUGAGUAGUUUUUGUUAUUACAUUCCUGUCGAACCUGAAAUGUCCCUGUUUAAGUCAGACCAGGAUUAAUGAGGUAUCGAUAUUUAUCAUGUGUAUUGCGAUAGUAAUCAAAGGAAAUUCAAUGUUUGUGACUGACACAUUCUAGUGCAAUCCUGUUUUCACUGAAUGAGACGAAUAUAGAAGAAAUAAGUAAGAAGUAAACCUUUCAAGAAGCACGCAAGGCGACUUUGAUAACUAUGAAAUGAUACUCACGUGCCAAAAUGAUUCCAUCCUAAUGAUUAUCAAUUUCAUUCGAAUACACUUUAGAUGCUGUUUAUGUUUAGAUGCUGUUUAAGUUUUCAUUAUUUCUUUAUGCAAAGUAAGUUCUCUGAAACACUAUGCAUAUUUCAAUCGUCCAGUAACAUGUUUGUCUCAAAGGAACAAUAUCAAACAAGAUUCAGUCCCAUAUGAUAUAAUUCUAUAGUAAAAUUUAUAUAUUUUUCAUGUAUUUUGCUGAAGGAAAUUCAUAUGUAUUAGGUAUUCUGGUCCAAUAAAACAAAAUACGUUUUGAUGUGUACCUUACAAUAGCGAAGAUGCCAGAAUGCUAUCUCUGUUAUUUCUUGAAACCAUUAUAUAAACCUUUUGAUUUUAGCUUUUUCCUCCGCCAUGUUGCCUUGUCAAGCAAUUGUCUUUUAACUUUUAAUUUCAAAAAGAUGUCUUUAUUCGUUUGAGGGUGUUUUUGUGUAAAUUAUUAGUUUCGCAAUGAUAUCUUUUUUAAAAAGUCAGCCACGUCAUAUCGUAUCAUCAUAAACAUGUUAUUAGUUGUCACAUGUAUGUAACUAUUUUGCAACCCCGUCCAGUAUAUGUUUGUGAUCUCACGAAAGAUUUGCUAUAUAUUAUAUGUUAUUCUAUUUUGCUGAAGUAUGUAAAUAACUUAUGUUUUAUCGGAGAGAUUUGCAAUGCCCUUACAAUUCCGUCCAAGGACUUUGAUUAAAGUAUGCUCCGUCCAGUAUCAUAUGUAUUGCCAGCAUUGGUUUACUGUGUUGUGUGUUUCUAUUUGACCCUGUUAAGUCUGUCAUCUUGCAUGCACCCCAUCCCUCAACCAAUAAAGUACAUUCGUAUACUU